Messenger RNA from Gavia stellata (red-throated loon), 2565 nucleotides. RefSeq names its product NCK interacting protein with SH3 domain (gene NCKIPSD). Gene Ontology annotation, biological process: endocytosis. The record is from RefSeq and is a predicted model, not a curated record. The transcript has 13 exons. NCBI's taxonomy places the organism in Eukaryota, Metazoa, Chordata, Aves, Gaviiformes, Gaviidae. Bases 1 to 2280 code for a protein of 759 amino acids. Gene Ontology annotation, molecular function: Arp2/3 complex binding; protein binding.
AUGUACCGGGCUCUGUACAGCUUCCGCUCGGCCGAGCCCAACUCGCUGCCCUUCGCCGCCGGGGAGACCUUCCUGCUGCUGGAGCGCAGCAACCAGCACUGGUGGCUCGUCACCCGCGCCGGCUCCGGCGAGACGGGCUACGCGCCGGCCUCCUACCUCCAGCGGCUGCAGGUGCUGGAGCAAGAUGUGGUUCUCCAGUCUAUUGACCGUGCCAUUGAGGCUGUGCAUAAUGCGGCUAUGAAGAAUGGGGGAAAGUACAACCUGGAGCAGAGAGAUGUCCUCCAAAAACUGAUCCAUCACCGGAAGGAGACCGUGUCCCGCAAAGGUCACUCUCCCACCCCGCAGGGGAUGGUUAUGACGCAGUCCUCCAGCGAUCACCAUCUGGAUGUGGCACGGCAGCCCAACGGGGUGUGCCGGACGGGAUAUGAGCGCCAUCACAGUCUUCCAAACACUGAAUUUGAGGAGGAGGAUGAAGGUCUCUAUCAGAUCCCACCACAGCCCCGGCGUGCUGCUCCUAUCACCCCCCCACCUCCAGAGAAACGCAAGAACACACAGAUUGCUGCUCCCAUUAAAAACGCUGUUGAAAUUAUCCCUGGGUCAGCUUCUAGCACCUCCUCUAUAAGCACGACAUCCCUGGAUACCUUGUACACUGCUUCUUCUGCAUCAGAGGCUGCUCUCCCGACGGCCACCUCCAGUCCUGCCAACACCCCACCCCCUGUCCCGAGCCGGAGUGUCCAUACAACGAUAACACGCAAUUUGGACACUGGCUCUGUGGCCCACUCCCGCUAUGGGACUUCCCCAAAGGAUGGGGCCAGCAAAUCUCCCCAGACCAAGAGGGCUGCCCCGGCACCGCCGGCUGAAGGGGGGACUCAGAGGUCCCACACUGUGGAUGGGGAGAAGACUUCUCAGGUGAAGAAAACUGCCCCAGCCCCCCCUGCAAGCCUGGAUGCCUUCAGCUCUCUCUGCCUGGAGGAUAAGAAGGUGGCUGCGGUGGAGCCGGUGCCACCAGAACCCAGCGGUCUGGCUGCAUCCGUGCCCAAGACAAUAGGUGCCGAACUGAUCGAGCUGGUGCGCAGGAACACCCACCUCAGCUAUGAGCUGUCCCGCGUGGCCAUCGGUGUGGUCAUCGGCCACAUCCAGACCUCCAUUCCAGCAACCAGCAGCAUCAUGGAGCAGAUUCUCAUCUCUGUGGUGGAGAGUAAGAAUUUGAGUGCAGGGCUGCCCUCAGGACAGAUCUGCCAUGAUGAGCAGCGGCUGGAGGUGAUCUUCGCAGAUCUGGCCAGGCACAAGGACGAUGCUCAGCAGCGCAGCUGGGCGCUGUACGAGGAUGAGAACGUCAUCUGCUGCUAUCUGGAGGAGCUCCUUCGCAUCCUGACAGAUGCAGACCCAGAAGUUUGCAAGAAAAUGUGCAAGAAGAAUGACUUUGAAUCCGUCCUGUCCCUUGUGGCGUAUUAUCAGAUGGAGCACAGGGUGCCAUUACGGCUGCUGCUGUUGAAGUGCUUUGGAGCCAUGUGCAACUUGGAUGCUGCGGUCAUCUCAACGCUUGUAAACUCUGUGCUGCCAAUGGAGCUAGCCCGGGACAUGCAGACUCACACACAAGAUCAUCAAAAGAUGUGCUACUCUGCACUGGUGCUGGCAAUGAUGUUCUCCAUGGGGGAGCCCCUGCCAUAUCAUCACUAUGAACAUCUCAACUCUCAGUUUGUGCAGUUCCUGCUGGAUGUGAUUGAGGACGGGCUGCCCUCAGACACCACCGACCAGCUGCCUGACUUAUUUGUCAACGUCCUUCUGGCCUUCAAUCUUCACAUUCCAGUUCCAGAACACAGUGUGAUCAUGACUACAAUAAGCAAGCACUCGAAUGUCAAGACUUUCACAGAAAAGCUGCUGCUGCUACUGAACAGGGGAGAUGAUCCAGUUUGUAUCUUCAAGCAUCAGCCUCAGCCGCCGCACUCAGUGCUGAAGUUUCUGCAGGACAUCUUUGCCAGCAAGGAUACGGCCAGCAUCUUCUACCACACGGACAUGAUGGUCCUGAUAGACAUCCUGGUGCGGCAGAUUGCUGAUCUCUCUCCAGGAGAUAAGCUGAGGAUGGAGUAUCUAUCUCUGAUGCACGCCAUCAUCCGCUCCACACCCUAUCUGCAGCACCAGCACCGCCUCUCCGACCUGCAGGGCAUCUUACAGCGCAUCCUGGGGGAGGAGGAGGAGGGCCAGCAGUGCCAGAUGGACAAACUGAUCAUCUUGGAGAUUUAUAAGGAAUUCCCAGAAAUCUCUCCUGGUACCAGCUAACCGCCCCUUGGCUUGGACUGGAGUUUGAACCACUUGGAUUGACGACGUCUCUUGUUGACACUUUCUCCCCAUUCCCUUCCAGUACAGCUCAUACCUUAUAUCCCUCCCUGCGAGGCCUAAGGUUGGGACAGUGUUCACCAGCCCUUUAGAGACGCCAGCGGCAGAAAGGACAAGGGGUGCCCUCGGGGCCUGGUGCUCCAGGGAAGUUGGAGUGGGGUGGGCGCUGGUGCGUGGUUUGCCUGCAAGACUCAGGCAGCAGGUAUUUAGGCAGCUGGUGUUAGCAGG